AAAAGAGAUAUUUUUAUCUAAAAAAAUCAUAAGAUGGGCUGGAGGGAACCACCUGCUCCUCACCCUUCAUCCUCGUAGCACCCUCGAGGUCCCUUUUUGGGGUGCCCCGACACCCCAGAGCAAAGCAAUCUCCAACAGCAAGCGUUUUCCCCUCCUGCAUCCCAAAAUAAACUUUUUGUUUUGAGAGUCUGUUCUCCCCCAGCUGAAAAAAAAAAGCUGUAAAUGCAGGAAAAGGAGGUGAAGAGGGUGCGGGGUGGAGCUGGAAGGGAAAUCACGGAGGUUUUGCUUGUGGGCAGGUGCCCUUGCAGGAGAGGGUUGCGCCUCGGCAGCCUGCUCGUUCCCACCGGCCGUAUCCAGGUGAGGCAGGAGCACCUACGGAGGUGGAACCCCCAAAAUGAAGGAAAUGAGGGAUUAUUCCGGAUUUUGGGGUGUGGAAAGGAGCAAGCGGGCAGGAAGGCUUUUCCCAAAGAUGCUUCUGAUGAGCAUCACCCAAGUGCUCAGAUGUGGGGCUUGGUGUUCUCCACGAUGGCCCGAUAUGGUUACAGCCUUGAGAUGAAGCCGGAGGCGCGUGUUGCCUGUCAGGUGACGAUGGCGGUGCUGUUCAUAGCGCUGCUCGUCACGGCCAUCACUUUUGCAGUGCAGGCUUUUCAGCCUCGUCCCCAACCCUGCUUUCGGUGUCCGUUCGACUGGAUCGGGUACAGAGGAAAAUGCUACUAUUUUUCGGAGGCUGAGGGGAACUGGACAUCCAGCCAGGACAAUUGCUCAGCACUUGGUGCUUCCUUGGCCAUGCUUGACAGCGUGGAAGACUUGAGCUUCGUGAUAAGAUAUAAAGGGAUCUCAGAGCAUUGGAUCGGCCUUUCACGGGAAGAUGAGGAGCAGCCAUGGAGAUGGGUGAACCACUCGCAUUUAUCUCACCUGUUCCAGAUCCACGGUGGUGGCCUCUGCGCCUACCUGAACAGCAACGGGCUCAGCUCCUCCCGCUGCAGCACCGAGAGGAGCUGGGUUUGCAAUAAGCUUGAGCUGCAGAGCCCGAGCAAGGGCAACGGGACGAGACGGGCUCAAAACCUUUGCAUCAGCUCCUAAGAGGCUGCGCGGAGUGCUCCUUAAACCCAAAUACCUGGUGCACGGUAGGGAAACAAAACAAAAACCUCAAAAAAACCCACAGAAAAAGCAAACUCAGAGAAAAAACCUAUUGCCAAAAUUUGCUGAUAAGAACCAAAGUUGUUACGUGUUUGCAUUUGCCAACCCAACUUUGCCAUAUGACCAACGAAAAGUAUCUGGUGAUUACUCACAGUAAUUGAGUGCAAUUACCCUUGCAGUUCACACCUGGUAAUGACUUAUUCAUAACCCCAUCACAAUUAAAUGUCAGAGCAAGAGGAAAGCCGUAGCUGUACCGAUGACUCUAGAAGGACUCUAGAGGCUGAAGCUUAGCAAGAUGUCUGCAGCCUUGCACCGUGCAACCAGAAAAGUGGGCAAAUGCCAUAGGAUUUUUUCUUUUCCCACUUUUUGUGAAGUUAAAGCAGCAACCUUCAGGCUUGGUUGGCUGAGAAAAGCCUCUUGACACCUUACGAGUAUGCGGAGAUGCUGCAAGGAUGGACAAUACUUGCAAGACCUCCAAGAAUUUGCUGCUCUUGUCUUCGGGAAAAGCCUAAGCUGCAAAGCCCCCAAGUCAACCUGUGACCAUACGUGGCUCUGUAUCAAGAGCAAGAUGAAGGUGAAGAAAUUUCCACGCAUCAAAAGUCAGAUUGUUCUCUCCAAGGACACAGCUCCGGGGGGUGGGACAGCGACAGGAUUGGGGAGGAUCUGCCAAGUCAAGGUUGGAGCAACCAGCUCCAACUGGUUGGAGAAAGAAGGUGACGUCUUCACCUUAACGUGCCAGUGAGGUUAGGUAUAAAAAGUUUUUUUAAAAAAAAGGAGGAGUAAAAGAGAAGGUUUUCUCUGUACAUUUUCAUGGAAUGCUGUGUCCAGGAAAGACUUUCAAGCAUCUCAUCUUGAUGAAAGCUGACACAUUUGCAUGGACAACAACGUCCAGGAGAGACUUUUUUUUGACGAGCAUCUCAACUUGGGGACUGUGGGUGAAGGUGUCAACAUGAGGAUAGUAGGAUUUUAGCAGCACUUUAAUUUUUAGUGGUAUUUAGCAGUAAUAGCUAAAGGAUCCAGCUUUUUCCCAGGACUGAUGAAAUCCUUUGGUUUUUUCCUCUUUUAGCAAUUUGGUGAUCAUUGUCUUCUCAGAUGGUCUCCCAGCAAUGUUUCACCAAAGUGAGGGGGUUUUGGGGGCAGAAUUAUGGAUGUCCUUGGCUCGUGGAGUUGGCAGCUCUGUCUCCUGGGAUCAACAGGGUUUAGCCCAGCACAGCCCAGACCCUGGGGAAACGGUUCCUGCUCCCCCUCCACGCGCAUCCUCACCCCGCGAAAGGACCAUCUUCAGGGCAGCUGCUGUUUUAGCAUCGUGUAACACUCAGUGACAACUAAAUUUAGUAUUUUUGAAGGCUUUUAACGCACCCUUGAGCUGCUGGCGAGAUUUUCACAAGACAAGAUGGUCUGAGGGCAGUAUCAGAGAAACGACGCCCAAACUGUUUAGCAAUAAUUUCAUAAUUACUGCUGGAAAACAGCCAAAUUUAACCUGGAGUAGGGCACUAUCUAUCACAUCAUCAUCAUCAUCAUUAUCAUAAUCAUUAUUAUUAUUAUUAUUAUUAAUUGUUACUGGUACUAUCGCUAUUACUAUUAUUGCAUGUGCGGGUUAAACAACAAUGCUGAGAGUUACAGCCCAUUUUCCUCCCCAUGGUAAACACAUGCUUCAAAUAUUGUAGCUCGAAAUCCACUUUCCCUGGAUCCCAACCAACUCUUGCAGCCGAAAUGAGAAUUGCAGCAAGAGACCUCGCACCUCUCUGUUUAGAUAAGCGCGGCUGCUUGGGCUUAAAUUUAGGCUUUUUUGGGUGCUUUUCAGACCCGUUCUGCCUGCAAAAGUGUUGCAAAGUGGGACAUUAAUUUAUUAUAUCAUGCUUUUAGCUUAGGAGACCUCACUUGCAUUUCCAUGGAGUUACAUGUGCACUGUCCCACCCUUUCUUUAUUUGAGGUGAAACAUUAAAAAAAUGAGAAAAAGCCUAGAAUUAUAUCUAAUAUAUAUAUAUAUAUAUCUCCUAAUAAUAGGAAAAGACCUAGAAUUAAAUCUCUGCUGUUAAUGAGGAAAUACUGAGUGUUUAUCGGCCUCUUUGAGGAAAAGAGCAAAGAAAAAAAAAACCCACCUGCAUUUUUUGGUCUUCCCGCAUGCCUUGAACCCGCAGGAUUCACCCCUGCAGGAUCCAUCAGAUGGAGAUGGAAUAGCUGCAAUGAAAACACCAAGUGAGGAAUUUUCCCAGAAAUUUCAAAAAAAUUGAUGGAUGAACAGGCAAAACUUUGCCCUUUUUUUUUUUUAAUGCAUUUUGUGAUUUCUCUUCGGUUCUGUCUCCUUGCACCAGGCGCUGCUUAAUUCACAUGCGUCGGUUUUAAAGGUGUUGUUUUUUAAGCAGCUGACGCUUUUGAGAUUUUUUUUUUCUGCACAAUACGUUAUUCCCAUUUGUUACAGACUGAGUAAUUACUUGUGGCGACUAUAUGCAAUAAAAAUUUAUUGUUGGUUAAUGAA
Molecule: messenger RNA, 3619 nt
Organism: Harpia harpyja (harpy eagle)
Lineage: Eukaryota; Metazoa; Chordata; Aves; Accipitriformes; Accipitridae
Product: C-type lectin domain family 2 member D-like
Exons: 8
Coding region: 223-1083 (286 amino acids)
Source: RefSeq, a predicted model, not a curated record